Pteronotus mesoamericanus is the source of this 3539-nucleotide messenger RNA. It is a transcript of the gene ZKSCAN5, whose product is annotated as zinc finger with KRAB and SCAN domains 5. The coding region runs from base 517 to 3000 and encodes 827 amino acids. Gene Ontology annotation, biological process: regulation of transcription by RNA polymerase II. Gene Ontology annotation, molecular function: RNA polymerase II cis-regulatory region sequence-specific DNA binding; DNA-binding transcription factor activity, RNA polymerase II-specific. Lineage: Eukaryota; Metazoa; Chordata; Mammalia; Chiroptera; Mormoopidae. The transcript has 7 exons. The record is from RefSeq and is a predicted model, not a curated record.
UUCCGGCGAGGAAGUGUUGAGAAGUGUCGGCUUGGGUUAUUUCUCCGCUGGUGAGAAGAAUCCUGUCUUCUCAGUCUUUAUUGCGGAAGCUUGGUCUUCCAGGAGAGCUCCUGGACGCUGAAACUUUGAGGAAAGGGAAUGGGCUUUGUAUCCAGAAGGGGUUCUUGUCCCUAACCUUGACCGGGCUGGUCUCCGUGUAUACGGGGUCAGGGUCGAUUCGGAGAAAUCCAAGUCCAAAUCUGUACUUACUACCCUUCUUCUCUUCGGGACCAAUGAAGUCUCCCGUUAGUCUAUCUGGCUCAUGUGGCUUGAAGGACAGGACCAAUUUUGAUCAUUCUGUUAUUUAUGACCCCUGUUCUGACUUAAGUUUGACUUACGGUAAAGAGAAGAAACGCCUGCAUCUGGACUAGUAGGUUGCACGCUAAUGAAAGGCCUUCAGAAGAUCUUAAAGAGCAGAAAACAAAUUCGAUCAGUGUAAAAACAGCUAACCUGGAGAGACAUCCCUCUGAGUUUGGAAUGAUAAUGACAGAAUCGGGGGAAGUUAUAGACUUGGACCCUCCAGCUGAAACUUCACAAGAGCAAGAAGACCUUCUUAUAGUGAAAGUGGAAGAAGAAGACUGCACCUGGAUGCAGGAAUACAAUCCGCCAAUGUUUGAGACAUUUUACCAGCGCUUCAAGCACUUCCAGUACCAUGAGGCAUCAGGUCCCCGUGAGGCACUUAGCCAGCUCAGGGUGCUGUGCUGUGAGUGGCUGAGGCCUGAGCUGCACACCAAGGAGCAGAUCCUGGAGCUUUUGGUGCUGGAGCAAUUUCUGACCAUUCUUCCUGAAGAGCUCCAGACCUGGGUGAGAGAACAUCACCCGGAAAAUGGAGAAGAGGCUGUGGCAGUGGUAGAAAAUAUACAGAGAGAACUAGAGGAACGCAGACAACAGAUUGUGGCAUGUCCUGAAGUCCUUUCUCAGAAGAUGGUGCAACCAGGAGCUAUGCAGGAAUCCUUCAGUCACCAGCUACUGUCUCUGGACCCGCAGCCUGAACAAGAGCCACAGAAGCCCCAUCUGGAGGAAAAUGCCCUUUCUGCUCUCCAAGUUUCUUCCCUUCCCCUGAAGGACAGCCAGGAGCUGACAACCUCACUUGUCUCAGCUGGGUCCCAGAAGUUGGUGAAAAUUGAAGAUGUGGCUGAUGUGGCUGUUUCCUUCAUCCUGGAGGAAUGGGGACAUUUGGACCAGUCCCAGAAGUCUCUCUAUAGGGAUGACAGGAAGGAGAAUUAUGAGACUAUUACUGCCUCCAUGGAUUAUGAGUCCAGGAAUAACAAUAUGGAACUCAUAGUAAAGCAGAUUUCUGAUGAAGCCAAAUCGCACUGGAUGACAUCAGGAUGCACUGAAAGAAAUGCUCCCCACAGUCAAGAGUUUGGAGAAGUUAGUGACCUUCACAGCAUGGUAGAAAGGUGGCAGGUAAACCCCAGUGUGGGAAAGUCAAGGCAGAACCCUUCCCAGAAAGGAGAUGUUGGUGCCAUCACAGACAUUAACCAUAAACAAAACACAAAUGCCGAGAGAGGUCACAAAUGUAAUGAUUGUGGUAAAUUUUUCCUUCAAGCUUCAAACUUCAUUCAACAUCGGCGAAUCCACACUGGAGAAAAACCGUUUAAGUGUGGUGAAUGCGGGAAAAGCUAUAAUCAGCGUGUGCACCUUACUCAGCAUCAGCGAGUCCACACUGGUGAGAAACCCUAUAAAUGUCAGGUGUGCGGAAAAGCCUUCCGUGUGAGCUCCCACCUUGUCCAGCAUCACAGUGUGCACAGUGGAGAGAAACCCUAUGGAUGUACUGAAUGUGGGAAAAACUUUGGUCGGCACUCUCAUCUGAUUGAACACCUGAAGCGUCAUUUCAGAGAGAAAUCCCAAAGAUGCAGUGAAAAAAGAAGUAAGAAUACAAAAUUGAAUGUUAAGAAAAUUUCAGAAUUUUCAGAAGCAGACAUGGAACUUUCUGGAAGAAUCCAAAAAAAUGUUUCUCAAGUUCAAGAUUUUGGAGAAGACAAGUUGGAUAGAAAGCAGGGAAUUCCCAUGAAAGAGAUACUAGGACAACGAUCUUCAAAGAGGAUAAAUUUCAGUGAAGUCACAUAUGUCCACAAAAAAUCCUCUACAGGAGAAAGACCACAUAAAUGUAAUGAAUGUGGAAAAAGUUUUAUUCAGAGUGCCCAUCUUAUUCAACAUCAGCGAAUACACACUGGGGAGAAACCAUUUAGGUGUGAUGAGUGUGGGAAAAGCUAUAAUCAACGUGUGCAUCUAACUCAACAUCAGCGAGUCCACACUGGUGAAAAACCCUAUACCUGUCAUUUAUGUGGGAAAGCAUUUAGAGUGAGGUCCCAUCUUGUUCAGCAUCAGAGUGUGCACAGUGGAGAGAGACCCUUUAAAUGCAAUGAGUGUGGGAAAGGCUUUGGGAGGCGUUCACACCUUGCUGGGCAUCUUAGACUUCACUCUAGAGAGAAAUCCCAUCAGUGUCAUGAAUGUGGAGAAAUCUUUUUUCAGUAUGUUAGCCUCAUUGAACAUCAGGUGCUCCAUGUGGGUCAGAAAAAUGAAAAAAAUGGCAUUUGUGAGGAAGCAUAUAGUUGGAAUUUAACAGUGAUUGAAGAUAAGAAGAUUGAGUUACAAGAGCAGCCUUAUAAGUGUGAUAUAUGUAGCAAAACCUUUAAUUAUAGUUCUGACCUUAUUCAGCAUUACAGAAUUCAUACUGCAGAGAAAACCUGCAAAUGUGAUAUAUGUAGAGAAAAUGGCCAAUGUUCCCACAUAAAACGUCAAAAAACCUAUUCCAACAUGAAAUCCCAUCAAUGUAAUGAAUGUGGCAGAGGCUUCACUCUGAAGUCACAUCUUAACCAACAUCAGAGGAUUCAUACUGGAGAGAAACCCUUUCAAUGUAAAGAAUGUGGAAUGAGUUUCAGUUGGAGUUGUAGCCUCUUCAAACAUAUGAGAAGUCAUGAGAGGACAGAUUCCUUAAAUACCUUAAAUGUAUAGAUAUUUCUGUUGUAGCAAAUCUCUUACUCAAUUUAGAGAAGACUUUCUGAAGAGAAAUCCUACUCCAAUAUUGAAUGUAGUAACAACUUCAAGCAAUUUCUCUAGCUUAACCAUCAAACCUAUAGAUAUAUUGAAAUCCUUCAAUUAGAAUUUAGGACAAUUGGAGAACAAUAAAUAGGUAAUCUGCUUUUCCCAAGGAGAAAUACUCAUUAGCAUCUUCAUGCUUGAGAAUGUAGAUGAAAGAACCUAUGGAGAUAGUGGGUGAAGGAAAGCCUUCAGGUGGCACUUAAUCUUCUUUUGAAUCUCAGAACAUUGACACUGGAAAAAGCCUCAAGAAUAUAGUAGGAAUAAGCUUUAUUUAUAGUUUUUGCCUUUUUUAACAGCUUAUCCAGGGAAGAGCACAGGUAAAGAACUUUUCAGCAUGAUACCCCUUUUGAUACCUCAGCAAUGAACCUUUCAUAGAAAUGAUAAUUCUACCCAGUAGAAGGCUCCAGUCAUUGUUCUCAUCAUAUGCAUUAAAGUAUUGAAUAAAAUUGACU